Messenger RNA from Ilex paraguariensis (yerba mate), 312 nucleotides. NCBI's taxonomy places the organism in Eukaryota, Viridiplantae, Streptophyta, Magnoliopsida, Aquifoliales, Aquifoliaceae. The record is from the annotation of a GenBank genome assembly.
AUGACACUGGUGCAAAAGUUGCAAAAUCAGCUACCACCACUAGUUGAGCCACCGCCGGUGGUGGUGGAGCCAAGCCACUCCACUCGCCGAUCAAUCGAGACACUGGUGGUUGUGGUGGCAGUGAUCAUAAUAGUUGGUGUUAUUGCAGGGAUCAUUGCUCGGGUAUGCGGGGGACGACAUUUUGGGGGCACCGGAGAGAAUGACAUAGAAGGAUGGGUAGAAAGGAAGUGUAGGAGCUGCAUUGACGGUGGAGUUCCGGCACCGCCGCCACCAGCAGAACCGAAGCCAACAACAGAAGCAGAAAAGAAAUGA